Messenger RNA from Anisakis simplex (herring worm), 291 nucleotides. The record is from the annotation of a GenBank genome assembly. NCBI's taxonomy places the organism in Eukaryota, Metazoa, Nematoda, Chromadorea, Rhabditida, Anisakidae.
AUGCGAUACAAUGUUGUUGAUAAUGAUGGUCAUACAGGUUGGAUGCUAGGAGGCAGUCUUCCAGCGCAUAAAGAUACUCCUGAUUUUCAAGUCCCUCUACGUAUUGUGAUUCAGUCAUACGCGUUUAUUAGUGGCAGUUUAUCGCAACCUGCUAAAUAUCACGGAGGUAAACCAUUGUGCAAUAAGUGGUCUUCACAAUUUCCGUUAACGUUACGAGUGUAUCAAGCAGACUCGUCGAGUUUUAUUCUGGCACGUAUAUGUGACGAUUCUGGACCAGACUUACUGCGAUAG